UGACAUUCGAUAUGUCGGGAAUUGUUCGGCCAGAGCAACAUAUAAAAAAAUUUGUUUUUAAUAGUAAGGGAAGUGAAGAAAAUCUUGAAAUAUUAAUUCCAGAGCUCCUACAAGCUGGAUACAGUUUUUACACUUGGCCCUGUGCCCCGUUCUUAGCAUAUUUCUUGUGGGAGAAAAGAGACUGUUUAGUUGAUAAGCGUGUAUUGGAACUAGGUUGUGGAACUGCUUUACCUGGAAUAUUAGCUGCAAAGUGUGGAGCACAAGUGACUUUAACUGACAACUGUUUGUUGCCUAAAACUUUAAAACACAUAAGACAGUGUUGCUUAGCAAACAAUCUGAGUCCAGGUCGAGAUAUCGAUAUAGUUGGUCUCAGCUGGGGACUUUUGUUAAAUAGCAUAUUUAAUUUAGGACCAAUAGAUUUAAUAAUAGCAUCAGAUUGCUUUUAUGAUCCUGCAAUUUUUGAAGAUAUACUAGUAACAGUUUCUUUUUUAUUAGAGAACAAUCCGAAUUCGAAAUUCAUUUGUUCAUAUCAGGAGCGAAGUGCAGAUUGGUCUAUUGAGGGUUUAUUGAAAAAGUGGGGUCUAAAAGCUAGUAAUAUUAAUAUAGAUAAUAUUGGGCAACGAAGUGGAAUCAAUUUUAACGAUCUGAUAGGUGGUCAUACAAUACAUUUAUUAGAAAUUGUAAAGUAUUAAAAAAAACAAUUUUAUAAUAAUGGCUACAACUACAACCAGAAAUUUAUACAAACUUUUUAUCGGAAAUCUAUCUUGGACUGUUGGGAAUCAUGAGUUAAAAUAUUACUUCUCGAAAUUUGGACAUGUUGCUAAA
Condylostylus longicornis is the source of this 825-nucleotide messenger RNA. Its product is annotated as histone-arginine methyltransferase METTL23. The transcript has 3 exons. The coding region runs from base 12 to 692 and encodes 226 amino acids. NCBI's taxonomy places the organism in Eukaryota, Metazoa, Arthropoda, Insecta, Diptera, Dolichopodidae. The record is from RefSeq and is a predicted model, not a curated record. Gene Ontology annotation, cellular component: nucleus; cytoplasm.